AUGGAUCAUACAAAAAAGUACGGGAAUCGGGGAAAAGGAAAUACCUCAUACUUGUCAGCUAAUAUUUGCAAUGAAUUUAUUAGUAUUAUGGGGAAACAAGUUCUAAUGAAGAUUGUAGAUGAACUGAAAGCAGCAAAAUAUUUUUCAAUUAGUGUAGAUUCUACACCCGACCUCUCGCAUGUUGAUCAGCUGACUGUUAUUGUUCGAUACGUGAACGACGGAAUCCCCGUUGAAAGAUUUUUACAAUUCUUGCCUAUAAAGGAACAUAAAGCUGAAUAUUUGGCGGAGACACUUUUGAAAUUUUUGGGAAAUUACGGUAUUUCAAUAAAGGAUUGUCGAGGACAGAGCUAUGAUAAUGCGGCAAAUAUGGCUGGAAAGUACUCGGGUUUACAAGCAAAAAUCAAGGAGAAAUGCAAAUUUGCUAUUUUCGUACCAUGUGCGGCACAUUCUCUUAACUUGGUGGUAACGAGCUUUUUUCAGUUAGUACAAAAAUUGUACAAUUUCUUUUCGAGUUCUACCCAUCGUUGGAGUAUACUGACUGAAUGUCUGGGUUCGAAUAAAGUUAUAAAGUACCUUUCUGAAACUAGAUGGUCCGCACGUGCUGACGCUGUAAGUGCUUUGCAUCGGGGUUACAAGCAAAUUUUGAUAGCUUUAAUAUCAAUUGCUAGAGAUACCGACCAAGCAGGAGAAACCAGAAACGAAGCUCUUAGUCUGGCCAGAAAAAUGGAAAAACUGGAAACUAUUGUUCUAACAGAGAUAUGGAGUAACAUAUUGGAAAGGAUAAACAAAACAAGUGUGAGCCUUCAGAAAGACACUCUAACAAUGGACGUUGCGACAAAAUUGUUUGCUUCCCUUGCUGAUUUUAUUGGUAAUAUUAGAAAUAAUUUUGAUCAGUACGAAUCCUCUGUUAAAGAAAAUUUUCCAGCCGCUGACUACAAGGACCGCUCUCAGAGAACAAGAACUAGAAGCUCGCGCAUUUCAUUUUAUGACGGAUCGGCGGAAACUAUUCAAAUAACUGGUAAAGAAAAAUUUCAAACAGAAACGUUUCUUCCAAUGAUUGAUACCUUGAUCACCCACCUGAAGCAACGAUAAAAUUCGUACAAAGAAAUCAAUCAACGAUUUGGUUUUCUUUCUUGCUUAAAAGCUAUUGAAUCAGACGAGUUGAAAAAUAGUUGUUGUAGGAUAAUCAUUUACACGUACUCACACACACAUGAACGAAUAUGCAUUAGUAUUAGGGUAGGACCCGCUACUGUAUCGUAGACUCGCGGCCCGCUCCUCACUGCUCAGUCAGUCGCGUCCAGUCUCUAUGAGCGUAUGCAUCGCAGCACAGUUAUACCCAUUAUACGAAUAAAUAAAUGUAUAGUAGUACCGCCGUACUUCUGGUGUUAUCAUUCAUUUACUCGCCCUAUCCACUCAGUUCAAUAUUACCUCAAUCUCACAUUAUAAACAAUAAUAGUUGCAAAGAAUUUGCUGAAAUGUACCACGACGAUGUUAACGCCGAAGAAUUAGAGUCGGAAUGUCUUCAUUUAGCGCAAUAUUUAAAGAACGUUGGACGCAGUGAACAUGAAGUAAUAGGUAUUUCAGAAUUAUAUUAUCUCCUGCGAACGGACAAGAUUGAAGACACUUUUCCUAAUGUUGGAAUAUCGUUGAGGAUUUUCUUGUCAUUGAUGAUAACAAACUGUAGCGGUGAACGUUCCUUUUCUAGGUUGAACCGAAUUAAAAACGAACUUAGGAGCACUAUGCUUCAAGAAAGAUUGAAUAGCUUGUCAUUGAUGAGUAUCGAAAGUGACAUUCUCAAUGAAAUUGACUUUGAGGAAGUAAUUGAUGAUUUUGCACAUCAAAAAUCAAGAAAAAAGCCACUAGUGUCAAUGUAGACUUUAUUCAGUUUUUUGUUUUGG
Molecule: messenger RNA, 1898 nt
Organism: Athalia rosae (coleseed sawfly)
Lineage: Eukaryota; Metazoa; Arthropoda; Insecta; Hymenoptera; Athaliidae
Product: zinc finger MYM-type protein 1-like
Exons: 1
Coding region: 1-1092 (363 amino acids)
Source: RefSeq, a predicted model, not a curated record